AUGAAAGAUGUAGAAAUUCCAAACAAAGUACCAGUUAGUCGUCGUCAACUUUUUUCUAAUUUUGAUUUUGAAAAAGGUGAUAAUAUGUCAGGAAUUCAGCCACUAGCUACCCCUUCUUUAAGUCAAUCAGAUCGUGAAAGUUCUCAACCUCAAUUUACAGGAAGAAACUCAAAUAAACAAUAUAUGCCAAAAAAACCCAUCAAAAGAGGUUUCAAAAUUUGGUGCUUGGUAGACAAACAUGGGUAUUUGUGGAAUUUUGAAAUUUACUCUGGGAAAGUUGGUGAUAGAGUUGAAAAUCAAUUAGGAGCCCGCGUAGUCAAGCAAUUGUCACAACCACUCCAAAAUAAAAAUCAUUUAUUAUUUUUUGACAAUUACUUUACUAAUUAUCCACUCAUGACAUAUCUCAAGUCAAAAAAUAUCCAUGCAUGUGGAACUAUUAACUUAACAAGAAAAUAUUUGCCUAAUUUUAAAAAAGAUAAAGAUUUAAAACUUGGAGAGUAUGAUUGGUUUGUCGAUCAAGGUGACGUUUCAAUUGUUAAAUGGCGCGAUAAAAGAAUUGUUAGCCUUUUAUCAAACUUCCACAACCCUGAAGAUGUUACAGCGGUACAAAGAAGAUCAAAGGAUGGUUCAAUAACUAUGGUUGCAUGUCCAAAAGUGUUAAGUGAAUAUAACAAACACAUGAACUGUGUCGAUAAAUUUGACCAAAACAAAAAAUCAUGUGAGAUUAAUAGAAAGGCACGUAAAUGGUGGCAUAGAUUAUUUUUUCACUUUAUUGACACAGCUAUUGUUAAUUCACAUCUGCUCAUCAACCACAAAGAGGUACAAGAAGAAGAUGUGCCAGAUGUAGCACUAAAAAGAACAAGGUUCGUACAGAAUGGAUGUGCUGUGUGUGUAAUGUUCCGUUGUGUUUGGGAAAAAAUAAAAGCAAAGCAUUUUACCACAAUGCACAGGAAGGAUUUUGUUCAAACAAUAAUUCAUAGAUCACAAUAG
Messenger RNA from Acyrthosiphon pisum (pea aphid), 990 nucleotides. Its product is annotated as piggyBac transposable element-derived protein 4-like. The record is from RefSeq and is a predicted model, not a curated record. Bases 1 to 990 code for a protein of 329 amino acids. The transcript is spliced from 5 exons. NCBI's taxonomy places the organism in Eukaryota, Metazoa, Arthropoda, Insecta, Hemiptera, Aphididae.